UCCGGUAAGAUGGGAGCGGCGCAUUGGCCGGACGUUGGUAUUGGUGUGGUGGCCGUGGGCACGAAACCAUCUAAAUCGUCCGGCGCUAUCCACAGCUAAUUCCAACCCGGUUGCACUCAACGAUACUUCCUCUAGUUUACUCUACUCUUGGUGGCAUGGCAGCCCUGCGCACUCAGAGGGUGCACAUAUAAAUGCGGAGUGGCCCGUUUCGCCGCGGGCCAACCUGCAAUUGCAGUCUGCGAGUGCUUAAUCGAUCAGGUCCAUAGUCCACUCUGCUCUUCGCGCCGGGCAAAUAAAAAAGAAAGACCGACGAACCGAACCGAAAGAAACACCCCCACACAUCGCUUGAAUAUGACGUCCGACCACCAGGAUUUUGUAACCGUUCCAUCUCCCCUUGUAUCGAAUAACUGGGGAAUUCUCGAGUUGGAAGCGGAAAGUGCUGCACCAGCAACUGCCAGCGAAGCAGAAGACGAUGCCGCAACGAAUCCAGAGGAUGCCUACGACGCCGGUGACGUGAACUCGGGCUACGGUGACAGUUUAGUGAGCUCAACGAAAAGUCUUACGGCUUCGGUCAUUGAUUACGUGUACGAAAACGGCCGUCGGUACCACAGAUUUCAGGCCGGAAAAUACAUGAUGCCCAACGACGAGACCGAACAAGACCGGCUAGACAUCUACCACCACUUCCAAUUCCUUUCACUACGGGGGCUGCUAUACACCGCGCCGCUCAAGGGCAACCCGCACAACAUCCUCGACUGCGGCACCGGCACCGGAAUCUGGGCGCUAGACAUGGGCGAGAUGUUCCCGUGCGCGCAGGUCAUCGGCGUGGAUCUGAGCCCUAUACAGCCAACAUGGGUAUUCCCAAAUGUCAAAUUCGAAGUUGACGAUCUAGAGCUGGAGUGGACGUUCAAAGAAGACUACUUCGACCUAAUCCACUCUCGCAACAUCGCGCAGUCGAUCCGGAACUGGCCCUGCUACCUGCGGCAGAUGUUCCGCAGCACGCGUCCGGGGGGCUACGUCGAGCUGGCGGAGACCGAGGCGCAGCUGCACUGCGACGACGGCACCUACGCCGGCUCAAACCUCGAGCGCUAUAUGAACAACUUUUGGAAGGCCGGGACUAAGGCGGGACUGCUGGCACCCGACGGGAAUGUCCUCAGGCAGUAUGCCGAGGAGGCCGGGUUUGUGGAUGUUGAGAUUCAUUACUAUAAACAACCAUGGGGAGCGUGGCCAAAGAACGCGGAGAUGAAAAAGAUAGGCGAGACUUGUGCUCUGGCGAUUGGGAAAGGCGGGUUUGAGGCUUACGCCAUGGCCCUGUUCACGCGAUACCUAGAUAUGUCCGCCGAGGAUGUUGUGGCGCUGUGUAGACUUGCGCAAGCGGAUGUGGGCGGGAAGAGGGUGCAUACAUAUCAGAUCAUGUGGCACGUUACAGGUAUGAAACCGGAGGACGACUAGAGUCUACCUACCUAGUCUGGACUUGUAUAUUUUUCGCUUUUAGGGAGGUUUCUUACGUUCGUUGUAAUCACUUGUGUUGUACUUAUAUUAUUAUACUACUUACUCUGUCAUGUUACCAGCCGUCCGAAUGGGUCCGAUCAUCGAG
Tricharina praecox is the source of this 1594-nucleotide messenger RNA. Its product is annotated as S-adenosyl-L-methionine-dependent methyltransferase. NCBI's taxonomy places the organism in Eukaryota, Fungi, Ascomycota, Pezizomycetes, Pezizales, Pyronemataceae. The record is from RefSeq and is a predicted model, not a curated record. The coding region runs from base 352 to 1449 and encodes 365 amino acids. Gene Ontology annotation, molecular function: methyltransferase activity. The transcript is spliced from 12 exons.